Molecule: messenger RNA, 4983 nt
Organism: Doryrhamphus excisus (bluestripe pipefish)
Lineage: Eukaryota; Metazoa; Chordata; Actinopteri; Syngnathiformes; Syngnathidae
Source: RefSeq, a predicted model, not a curated record
UUCGAGGUCAAAAUGGACGCAUAGCAGGGCAGAUAAUUCAUUGUCAAUGACUCCCGGGAACCAGAACUCACUCACGUUGCUGCAUUUAAGGCGCUUUGGGCAUCUGGUAAUUACAGUGUAGCAGUUAACGACAUCAGGACUUGAUCUCAGCUAUCUCGGUAUCUUUUACUGUGACGUUAUGACGGCAAGGAUGAGCCCGGUAAUGAAUUGUCCUUCCUCAAUGGCAUGGUUGUGACCCCAGGAUGCAGACACAGGAGCGUAGCGCAGGACGUUGGACAUUGAGAACUUUGUGGAGGAUCCCAGCAGGGCAGGUUGUACUGAUUUGUUUAUGUUGAAAUGGAGGAUUUUGAAUUCAGCGUGGAGAUCUGCGACUGUGACUGGCAAUGCUUUUAUGAGGACUGUGAGGAGUGUAACCUGCGGCCUCCAUUGCUGGCGACAGGGGACGACUCCGGGCUUAGUGACGGAGAUGACACAAAGUCCGCACUUGUUGAAAGCACACAGACAAACGAGGUCAAGAGAAGAUUUCCAGAAGCUGAUUACUCCCCGGACAGCACGGCUGACUCCACUCUGGAAAUCACACCCGACUGCAAGACUGGUCUCAGUCAACAAGCCGUCACUGAAAUGGAGACCAUCCCAUCGUGCGGUGAGGAUUAUAUUCUCCUGCAGUCGGUCAAUGUGUUCUUCAAAGAAAUAACAGAAAGCAGCGAGUCAAAGCCAGACGUAGCGGAUCUAGCCGUCUGCUGCAAUCAGCCUGCCGGAGGUGAAACAAUAGUCAGCAAAGGGAAUGACAUCAGCAAAAUAAAGGCAGUAGAAAUAGCUCAGCCUGGCUCACAACUCAAGACGGACACAGCAUUUGUUCAAGGCCACCUGGAACCCAGAAGAAACCCUCAUGACCGACCUGAUGGCAGUGUGUGCUCAGAAGUGAAAGAGAUACCAGUGGGCCCAUCAUCGCAGAUCAGAAAGGAGAAGCAUCACACUGAAGACCUUUGGGAUUCUCCAUUGACCGCCAUCAAAAGGAAGCGAAGGAAAAGAAGCCGACUCAGCUUAGAGCCAGCCCAAAGUCUAGAUGACAGACAGACAGAUGAGGACCAAGACCUGUCUUGUCCUCGAGUCUCCUGUCUGACUGGAGCAGAAAAGAGAGAUCUUUCUGGGAUCGUCCUCCCACCUGGAAGUCCAAGUCAUCAUGAAAGCAGGAGAGAUGCUCAUAAUGUCUAUUUUUAUUCUCCUAGUUGUGACGCUAAAUUAAAUCUAGAAGAGCUCGGAGCAGAAUGCAUUUUGGCUCCUGAGAUGGCCGCCCGGGAUGAUGAUAAUGUUGCUGUGGAAGGUUGCCAAGGUGACAAACUAUCCACUUCCAAGUCCAUCCUGCCUGCUGAGGCCCCACAUUCUGUAGGAGACAAGAACACGGGGUGUCAAAUAGAGGCUGAGCCACAGCAACAGAUGGAGACGGAGAUGGAGGGUCACCACCUGGACCAAAAUAGCUACGAUUCUGGAAAGGAUGACUUUUCAAUCACGUCUGAUAUGCAAACGCUGACCGAUUCCACCUCGGAUCUCCAAAAAUGUGAAACCAAAAUGUACCCAAUGGUUGAAUUAACGUCUGAUUUGGUGGAUUCAUCAGUUCAUAAAAGCUGUUUGCCAGAAAGUCCUUCCAGUAUGGUCCUUAAAGAAGCAGAUGAUGAUGAAGGUUCCCAUUCAUCCAUUGGUCCUUCAAGUAAAAGUACACAGUCCAUGUCUGAAGAUGUACCUCCAUCCUUCUGCUGUGCAGCAGACACAAGGCUUUUAGUGUCGUCCUCUGAAGUAAACACCCAUGGUUGUUCUUCAUCCUCCAAUCAAAUGAACACCAAAGAUAGAAGUGGUAAAACGUCUCGCACCCAGCAAACACAUCAUGACACGGGACAGUUAUCAACAGGCGUCCAGAUUAAUGAUGGAGAUGUCAUCCCAACAUCAAGACAUGAACAUCCCCUUUUUGUCAUGUCUUCUUUUUGGCGUGAAAUGGAGAAGCUGACAAUAAAUGACAUCUUGGGUUUGAGGAAUAAGAACGAGGAAAGUCCUUCUGACUGUUUCCCCAAUCAUGGGAAUGCCAAGUCAGCUGUACUGCAAAUCGGUGAGGGCUCAUUUGGUCAUCUGGAAGCCGUGGAGUCAAGUCCUGCUUCCGCAUGUUCCAAGUGUGCAGCGCAAUGGGAGAGAGAACCGCAGCCCACAUGCGACCUUUAUCCCAGGCCGAUGAAGAUGACCACUCUGGAUGGUUUUCCCGGACAUGGAAUCCCUCCAAAGGGUGUCCGAAAAAUGUCAAGAAACGUAAGUCUGCACAAUCUACGAGCUAUGGAUUGCCAAACGUGGACAGACCAAAGUUUAGAAAGUUUAGAAGAAGAGGAAGAGAAGAGAAGAGAAGAGAAAGUGGCGUACUUUAGCGAUGGAGAUUUUAAAAGCUCAUCUUCAUCUAGACAGAGUUUCUCCCUCGCAGAUAUGGUGAAUUACUUCUUUGGAGGAAAUCCAGAAGCUCUGAGCCAAUCGUUGCCAGAUGACAUCAUAGACGUCACCAUGGUUGGAAAUUCUGUUCCUGAAACCUACCAUCAUUUCUUCUCCCAGUUUGACACAGAUAACUUUUUCUGUCCUUUCGUCACAGAAGAAAAGCAUAAAACGUUGUCUCCAGUCACCGACGGACAAACAAGGCUCAGUUUUCCUGAAGCUUACGACUACUUCUUUGCAUCAUCUUCUUCUUCUUCUUCGGAGGAGGAUUCCUUGGAAGAAGAGGAGGAUGAAAGCCGUGGUCCAGUGAGGGUUGUAAGCAGGCUCAGCCAAAAGUCAGAUGCCAUUCACGCCUUAAGUGACAUUUAUGAGAACUUCUUCUCUGAUGGCGACAUGCGGGACAGUUUCUUUUGGAAAACCACUUUCUCUUUCAGGAAUGUUCAUUUCAGUGGCGGUGCAGCCCAUAACAGGAGGUGCAGCCCUUCGUCUGCUGUACACACGAGGCCAAAUGUUCAAUCCCUUGCAAAGACAACUACUGCUCUCGGACAUUUAGCACAUGUGGAUGGUCCUCAAGACAUGGCCUCUGGACUAAUAUCGGUACAACCACUGGGACAUGAGGACUGGCAAACAGCUCUUCCGAAUCCAAAGUUAGAUUCUUCCCUCCUCCCUCUCAGACAGUCAGAUAUGUGUCUGGCCUGUAUUGCUUUUGCUUCCUGGGUACUGACGACAGCAACCCCCCAGGUUGGAGACACAUGGAAGACUGUUCUGCUCGCCAACGUAAGUGCUCUGUCAGCGAUUCGAUACCUGCGAAAGUAUGUGAGAGUGGAGGUGGCCGCCGUUCAGAACAAAAGGAGCAUCCUACCACCAUCAAUGGAUCUGGAUGUCUCUAAACAAAUUUGCACUGAAGCGUUAUUACCUUCUGGAUUCAUGCCGGAUUAGGUUUCAAUGUUAACUUUUGCAAAUGAAAAUUAUUUGGUUUGAUAAGGACAGCUUUGAUAAAAUAUUAAAACCACAAAAUGAAUGGAUUUUUAUGUUGGAUUAUUAUGGAUUAUAGGAUAUUGAAUAUACUUGAAGCGCUUUCAAAAUGUGCUUCUGUUUAGUUACUUUUCACUGAGUUAGUGGUGUUAGUUUUCUUGAAAUGGGUUUCUUAAAAUUGUUUUUAAUGACUGAAAACUGGAAUUAUUCCGUAAAUCUUGUGAUUUGAAAUUAUUUGUAAAAAUCACAUUUUUGUGCUUAUUUCUUAUAUAGAUGUCAUUUGUUCAAUUGUAUUGUUGUUAUUUUCAUCUGCAGCCUCCUUGUUCAAUCUGUUCAUUUAAACCACGAUUGGUAACAUUAGCACUUUUAGCAUGUCGGCUAACUAACACUAGAGGGCAGCAUAAAAUCCCUAAUCCCUAAACGGGAAAAUAUCAGAUUGGGCCUUGGUGGGCAGCGUUUGUGGACUUUGAACCUUAAAUGAGGCCUUGCUUUUAGGUACAGUAUUUUACUUAUAAUCUGGUUACUAUAUAAUAAUUUUACUUAUAAUCUGGUCAUGUUAUCAUGAAAAUAUUUUGGGGGAGUGGGGGUGGAAUGCCGCCAGAUCUAGCGACAUGGCUGGUCUAGGGCUGGUCUUGGCUUGCACAUAUUGGGGGACAGUCAUGUUAAAUGAAAUGUUAAGGGGGCUCAAUGCUGAUAUUUUUUUAUAUACACCGGUAUAUAGAUUCAGUAGAAUUACUUAUACCCGGUAUAAACGAUCAACAUAAACAAGCUGAGUUGAAAUAGUAAAUAUGUAAUAGUAAUAGCAACAUGUACUGGUUGCAGUAUCUCGCCCUAUUUUGAUGAUUAAAAAACUACCCAAACCUCUUUAAUAUAAAUAUCGUGCUGGAAUGUUUUUUAAUAGAAAAAACAAAUAAAAAAUCAGUAGCACAAAAACUGCACAAUGCCAUACAGUAAUACAAUAUAAAAAUAACCUUAAAAGUACAGAAACUAUGCUACAUCACAGUUGAAACGUCCUCUUCUUCCUUCUCGUAUUUCUCCUACGUCAUUUGUAAACUUCCUGUUGUACCGAACACUUACUGGCCAACGCGGCCGACACCACUUGACUUGUUUAUGAUUGUUUGCACACGCCCAGACAAGUGCUGGCCCUUUGUUGUGUUUUAUGACCAUCUCUGUUUGGUCGCCAUGGCACCGAGGCCUCUGGCCCCGCCGUGUAAUCCAGUGCAGUGUGUCGGAAUUCCAGACGUUGACUGAAUCAUUCCGGUAUUGCGAUCAUACUCCCAAAUGUUGUCAUAGUCUAUUUCCUGGUCAUCUGGCUCUGUCGGUUUGAGGUACGACUGAAGAUCUGGCAAGCGGCAGAGAGGACAGACAUGUUGUAAUAUAUCACAUGACCGUGUUAGAAAUAAAAGUCCCAUAUUGUGUAUCAAGGUGUUUUUGUACACACGUCAUGCUUUUGUUUCUGCUUAUCCAGUGCAUCACAGAGACGUGCAGCCACUUGCUUGCGGCAUGUGCUCAUCGCGAUGUUAACCGAAGAGAAAUGUGUCA